Lobosporangium transversale is the source of this 4629-nucleotide messenger RNA. Its product is annotated as P-loop containing nucleoside triphosphate hydrolase protein. The transcript has 9 exons. Gene Ontology annotation, cellular component: intracellular anatomical structure. Bases 80 to 4555 code for a protein of 1491 amino acids. Lineage: Eukaryota; Fungi; Mortierellomycota; Mortierellomycetes; Mortierellales; Mortierellaceae. The record is from RefSeq and is a predicted model, not a curated record. Gene Ontology annotation, molecular function: RNA binding; ATP binding.
CUAAUAAAGAGAUCAGCGAUGCAGUUCAUUCCUUCUCUUCAUCUCAUUGACACAUCCCUCAACUAGACACGGAAAUCAAAUGCCACCCAAGAAGAAGAACAAGUACGCAAAUGCAGCUGCAAGGGGCUUUGCUACGACAUCUAUCCCUAAAGCAAAACCCGGUGCUGCUGAACCUGAACCUGAACCUGAACCUGCACCUGCGCCUGCAGCAGCUCCUGAUGCUAACGCACUUGUAGCCACACCACCGCCACCAAUAGAAGAAGAACUUGAAGAUGAAUUUGUGUCGUUGGCAGAGAGGCUUGAGAGUCUUUCAUUGAAGAAAGUAGAUGCUUUCUUGGGCCAAACUCAAAAGAUCAAUAUCGACACCCUGCCUGUAUUGAAGAUGGAGUCCAACUUGGAGAAUAGCGUCAUUGGAUUGUUGAAAGAAGCUGAGACCAAGGACGCGACCGAUUUCAAACCCAAUGUGUACUUGAACAAAGAGCAGACGGUCGCCAAACUAAAUGUUACUUAUCUGGCAUUGCUUCGACUCGGAUUCGAAAAGGAUGAUAUCGAAGAGGCGCUUAAGCAUACAUACACUGGUGAUUCUGAAGAUGCAUUGGACUGGUUAUGUAUGCACCUUGAUUCGGAAAAGCUCCCUCGAGGAUUUGCAGACAAGGUCUAUCAUGACGAAGAAAUGAAGAUAUCGGCUCAUUCGUCACAACCAUUCGCUGAGCAUACACCAUCAUUACCAGUAUCGACUUCGAUAUUGAUCCUAUCUACGGCCCAACCGCAAAAAGAGGAGAGGGAGAAAGCGUCAGUACCGGAACAUGUUCUUGAACCAGUAGUAGAAACAAUAACAGCGUCCAAGGAAAAGGAAUGGAUCCUCCAGGCUGCUCUUGCUGAGGAAUCCGAAGAAGAAGCACUGGAUCCGAACGAACGCUAUGUCAGUUACAAAAUGACACUGGUGGAAUUGACUCAGACCCUUGCGGAAACAAAGGAGCCCGUAGAUCGAAAAGCCAUCGCUCGCAAGAUGGAGAGCUUGAAUUCAAAGAUCAAUGAUCUAGAUAUUGAUUUUACGUUCAACAAGAAACUGGCUGAAUCCAUGUUGAAACAAAGACUCAUUGACGAAAAGAAGAGGGCUAAAAAAUCAAAGCGUAAAAAGGAGAAGGAACAAGAGGCUCUCAUGAAGGAAAGUCCUACCCCUUUUACUUCAGCAACUAUUGAAAGAGAGAGCGCUGGAGAUGACGAUGGCGGAGACAUGCUUGGAUUCAUAGGCGACAUGGAAAACCUGGGAAAUACGGAUCCUCCGUCUACAAUAACACCAUCUCAACAAGGCCAAUCAUCAGUGAGCCGACGUGUCAUGGCAAACCCAUCCUGGAGUGGUGGAUCCCCCAAAGUUGUGCUAGCAGAGUUUUGUCGUAAGAAAGAUCGCCAUUCAAAGGUCGUCUACAAGAAGGCUUCACGUUCCUCAUCCACAGCCUCUAUGGCCACAGUCACAGUGACUUGGGGCAGUGGUAAUGUAGACUCUGCAGAAAUGAGCGAGGAAGGCUGUGAAAAUAUGGUAGAAGCUGAGAAUUAUGCUGCAACAAAAAUGCUAUAUAAUCUCACAUCUCUACCCCUCUAUCGAUCGCUGCCACCAACAUACCGUGAUCUGUGGCUAGAGUGGAUCGACGAAAAGGAGUCUGCUGGAAGGAUAGCCAAAAAGGCUAUCGAUGGAGACCGUCUGUCAUUCAUUAAAGGGUUGACAGCCAAGUUACCAAAUCGAGGAAAUACUGGCCAAAAUGAAAUAGGACUAGUCAAUGAUAUUGAUAAAAUAGAGACAAAGGAGCAGAAGGACAAGGAAGGAAAGAAUUUUAUUACAAGUAUUGGAAGAACAUUACAGGAAAACUGGCAACAACGACUCAAACGACCCAAUUACAUUAAACUGUUCGAAAAGCGAAAGGAGCUGCCCAUCUAUAAAUUUAGGGAUCAACUCUUGACAACUUUAGAGAACCAUCAAGUCUUGAUCGUGUCUGGAGAGACAGGAUGCGGAAAGAGUACACAAGUGCCGCAGUACCUAGUAGAGUACAUGCUGGAAUCUGGUCUGGGCGAUCAAUGCGAUAUUGUUUGUACACAGCCACGUCGAAUCUCUGCGAUCUCGAUCGCUAACCGAGUUUCAGAAGAAUUGGGAGAUGCAAGGAAUUCUGCGGGCAAGCCCAAUACACUAGUUGGGUAUCAGAUCCGAUUAGAAUCACGCGUUGCACCCUCCAACAUCCUCAAAUUCUGUACUACAGGUAUUCUGCUAAGACGACUAGAGAGCGAUGGAGACUUGAAAGGCGUCACUCACCUGGUCAUAGAUGAAGUCCAUGAACGCACUUUGGAGUCUGACUUUCUGCUCAUCAUCCUCAAGAAACUACUGCCUCGACGUCCAGACCUGAAGAUCAUCUUAAUGAGCGCUACAGUCGACUCGGCACGCUUUUCUCAAUAUUUUGGUGGCUGUCCAGUCCUCGAGGUCCCUGGACGGACUUUUCCGGUUCAUCCUCAGUUUUUGGAGGAUGUAGUCGAAUUCACUGGCUACACUCUGGAAGAGGAUUCAGAAUAUGCGGUCCGCUACCGCAAAGAUAUCCAAAGUAAGGGUUCGGUUGAUAUUGCUGGAAAAGGCGCUAGUCGUCAGACAGUUCAUCUCCAAUGGGAAAGGGAGAUGGAAGGCGCAUAUAUCCCUCAAGAGGCGGAGGCUAGAAUAACGAUGAUGAAUGAUACUCUACAGGACCCAGUGGUCGCGAACAGGAGUGAUCAAAUGCUAGCUCGAAUUGAUGAGAACAAGAUCAAUUAUGAGUUGAUUCAACUUUUGCUCGAAUAUAUCUGCUUUCCAGAAGAUCGCCGUACAUGGCAGGGCGACAUUGGAUUCCCCACCUCCGAACCAGAGCGUUCUCUUUCUAUUCCUGGGGAAGGAGCCAUCUUGAUAUUCCUGCCUGGAAUGCCCGAGAUUCGCAAAGUGUUUGAUGGCCUCAAGGCCAAUCGUCGGUUCGCAGACGAAACUAAAUUCUCACUGUGGCCACUACACAGCUCUAUCUCAUCUGAGGGUCAAAACCAAGUCUUUGAUACGCCCGCACCGGGCGUUCGUAAGAUUGUAUUGGCGACCAACAUUGCGGAAACUGGUAUCACAAUUCCGGAUGUGACCAUUGUGAUCGAUACUGGCAAAUCCAAGCAAAUCAAAUUUGAUGAGAAGAAAAGGGUCACGACUUUACAAGAGCGCUUCAUCGCUAGAGCGAACGUGCGUCAAAGACGAGGGCGUGCUGGACGUGUUCAGGAAGGCGUCUGCUUUCAUUUGUUCUCUAAGACAACCUUUGAAGAAACUAUGCCAGAAUAUCAGAUGCCAGAAAUCAUGCGCAUGCCCCUUGAGGAACUGUGUCUGAUGAUAAAAAUGUGUCAGCUUGGAGAGAUUGCAGAGGUCUUGGGAAGUGCGCUUGAUGCUCCUCCAGUAAAGGCGAUUGAGAACGCGAUCCAAGCGCUGCAGGAUGUUCGAGCUUUGACUAAGACAGAGGAGCUGACACCAUUAGGAAUCCAUUUAUGCAACUUGCCUGUGGACGUUCAUAUUGGCAAGAUGAUCCUAUUUGGGGCCAUCUUCAAGUGUUUGGACCCAAUCCUGACCAUUGCUGCGAUGCUCAGCUUCAAAUCUCCGUUUGUGACACCGUUUGGUGCGGAGGAUGAGGCUGAUGCCGCGAAAGCUAAAUUCAAGCUUGCAGAUUCGGACAUGCUGACAUGGUACAAUGCUUAUUUGGGCUGGCGCCAAUCCUAUCAGCAACAUCAAAAGAUGGGCGGUAUCUAUGACUACUGUCGUAAGAACUUCUUAAGCCAUCAGAACCUAAGUAUGGUGGAGGAUAUGAAAAGACAGUUCCUGGAGUUUUUGAUUGGUACAGGAUUUGUGCAGGUGGAUGCAGAAACGAAACGAGAGUUGAACAAAGAGCGGUUUAAUCAAAAGAUUACAUUCUGUCCAGUGAUUCAGGAAUAUAAUGUUUAUCAACGGUCGAUCCCUGUAUUGAAUGCGGCCAUCACAGCGGGGAUGUAUCCUAAGGUGAUGAUGAGGAAUGAUCAAAUGAAAGCUUAUGUGACAGGCCCAAAACAGGAGACAGUGUGGAUCCAUCCUUCGUCCGUUAAUUUUACGAAAGGAGGAGCUGGCGCUGCUCUAGCAACGGCGGCAGCCGCAGGGCAAGAUUUGAGCCCUUGGUUUGUAUUCAACAGUUUAGUCAAGUCAACAAGAAUGUACGUCUGGGAGAGCUGCCGUAUAGGCCAAUUCCCGUUAGUGCUCUUUGGCGGAGAGCUUUCUGUCAAGCACCACGCUAAACUGGUGACAGUUGACAAAUGGAUUCAGUUCAAAUGUCAUGCAAAGACUGCAGUUGUCUUCAAGAUGAUGCGUGAAGAAUUGGAAAAGAUUCUGCGAAAGCGGAUUGACGAGCCAGAAAAGGGCACGACUGAGAGAGAAGGACGUUGGCUCCAAAUGAUAGUGGCAAUCUUGGAGGGAGAAGAUGAUUCUCUACGGUUAGAGAACAAAGCCAGCCAUCAGCGUAACAAGGAUAAAAAUGUCUUUUUGGCAUAGAAAAAUGCUGUAUGUCAUAGAAAUUUAUCUUUUUGUAAGAGGAUCACCGUAAUGAAAAGAAUAAAAUUAAGGCA